CACUCCGUGAAUUGAUAACCAUUAUCUGGCAGCUCUGCGUAGGAGAAAAUUUUGUAGUACGCAAGAAUAAUAUAUAUAGCAAUAAAUGCAAUAAAAGGCUGUUGCAGCGGAGGAAAAGCAUUUAGAACGGCCAACGUACAUGGCGCAGUACCAACAACCGAGGCAGUGAAUCUCUGGCAGCAGCAGGCCGACGUGGAAACCCGUAACCAAAAGCGUGCAACUGUAAUUUCCAUCCGAACACACACACGCGCACGCACACACCCGUCCCCCAUCGAUGAAAUAACAUACAUAACGUAUACCGAAAAUACAUAAGCUCGCGCUGGAAUUACGGCGGAAUCAACAGAAACAGCAGUAGCACCAACAGCGAAAUCAGUAACAGCAACAGUACCAGAUAAGCUCCAUUCGGGAUGUCGGAUAUUAUGAACAUUGACAGCAUUAUCUCGCGUCUGCUGGAAGUGCGCGGAGCACGUCCGGGGAAAAAUGUGCAAUUGUCAGAAAGCGAGAUUCGCAGCCUGUGCCUAAAGUCCCGCGAAAUAUUCCUGUCGCAACCGAUUCUUCUGGAGUUGGAGGCGCCACUGAAGAUUUGCGGUGACAUCCACGGACAAUAUUAUGACCUUUUGCGUCUGUUCGAGUACGGUGGAUUUCCCCCGGAGUCGAACUACUUGUUCCUCGGUGACUACGUCGACCGUGGCAAGCAGUCCCUGGAGACAAUAUGCCUUCUGUUGGCCUAUAAGAUUAAAUAUUCGGAGAACUUUUUCUUACUGCGCGGUAACCAUGAAUGCGCCAGUAUUAACCGCAUCUACGGGUUCUACGACGAGUGCAAGCGUCGGUACACUAUUAAACUGUGGAAGACGUUCACGGACUGCUUCAACUGUCUGCCAGUGGCGGCCAUCGUGGACGAAAAGAUAUUCUGUUGCCACGGCGGCCUGAGUCCGGAUCUUUCGUCUAUGGAGCAGAUCCGUCGUAUAAUGCGGCCCACAGAUGUACCCGACCAGGGCCUGUUAUGCGAUCUGCUCUGGUCCGAUCCAGACAAAGACACCAUGGGAUGGGGCGAGAAUGAUCGCGGUGUUAGCUUCACUUUUGGAGCUGAGGUUGUGGGUAAAUUUUUACAGAAACACGAAUUUGACCUGAUCUGCCGUGCUCAUCAGGUGGUGGAGGAUGGCUAUGAAUUCUUUGCCAAGCGUCAGCUGGUGACGCUCUUCUCAGCGCCCAACUAUUGCGGCGAGUUUGACAAUGCGGGUGCCAUGAUGUCCGUGGACGACACACUAAUGUGCUCAUUUCAGAUAUUGAAACCCGCCGAUAAGCGACGUUUUGUUUAUCCCAACUUUGGCAGCUCAGGACGUCCGUUGACACCGCCCCGCGGCGCCAACAAUAAAAACAAGAAAAAAUAAACGCAGCUCACCCCGAAGAAAGCACAAGAAUGAAAGCCCAAGAAAAUAUUACAAAACGGGAGGAAUGGGAAGGUAUUCCGAGUCCACAUCCAACGGAAGACGCAAAAGUUUGUUUUUAUCGAAUACGUGUAAUCGAAUCGUGAGCAACGUUAUAAGGGGUAUAUGAAUCUAUACAAAUUAGCCUAUUUUUAAUUUGAAAGAAACAAAAACAACAAAACACAAAUCGAAACACUUUAGUUCAAACUAAUUGUAGUGUAAGACACUGCAUAAGCAAGAAUAUUUUAUCUCCUAAUGUAUUAAUUUUGUUAUAGUUUCUCCUUGCGCAAAGCCAACACAGAAACACAGACACCCACACGCAUAGAUCACCCGUACAGUAUGUACGAAUAGUGCACGCACCGGUUGUAUUUUGUUUUGCAUUUCUUGCAUCUUGCACUGCAUUUUUUUUAAGCUUGCUUGCAAAGGCAGUAGACACUCGAAAUGCGCGACUUUUAACAAUCUUUGGCAAUGGUUUUUAACUAUUCCUAUGUUCUUCCUUUAUUUUACGUAUCUAAAAGAAAUUAGCAAAUGGUAAAAAUGUUAACUUUUACGUUAAUACACUGUACGAGAAUGCUUUUAAGAAAUGUGUGGGGAAACUACAUAUUACAUAUGUAAAGAAGCAAAGCACGAUUUAUUUUUGUAAUAUUGUCUUAGAAAUUUUACAUCGAUACAUGUUUACUUAGUUUUAAAGCGAGAAAGCAAUUUUAGUUGCAAGCUACAUAAGUUUGAAUUGUUUACACCAAAAAUAUUAAAAUAAACAAACAAUGUGUAUAUUUUUUUAA
This is a messenger RNA of Drosophila bipectinata, 2209 nucleotides long. It is a transcript of the gene Pp1alpha-96A, whose product is annotated as Protein phosphatase 1alpha at 96A. Gene Ontology annotation, molecular function: protein serine/threonine phosphatase activity. The record is from RefSeq and is a predicted model, not a curated record. Lineage: Eukaryota; Metazoa; Arthropoda; Insecta; Diptera; Drosophilidae. Gene Ontology annotation, cellular component: cytoplasm; nucleus.